This is a messenger RNA of Glycine soja, 312 nucleotides long. Its product is annotated as sucrose nonfermenting 4-like protein. The coding region runs from base 1 to 312 and encodes 103 amino acids. The transcript has 5 exons. The record is from RefSeq and is a predicted model, not a curated record. NCBI's taxonomy places the organism in Eukaryota, Viridiplantae, Streptophyta, Magnoliopsida, Fabales, Fabaceae.
AUGAGAAUAUCAGAUACUGAUGUACAGAUAUCCCGUCAGUGUAUUUCUGCAUUUCUAUCUUCACACACCGCUUAUGAAUUACUUCCCGAGUCAGGCAAGGUUGUUGCUUUGGAUGUUGAUCUACCAGUGAAACAGGCAUUUCAUAUAUUGCAUGAGCAGGGAGUUUUCAUGGCUCCUCUUUGGGACUUCUGCAAGGGGCAAUUUGUUGGUGUUCUUAGUGCUUCGGAUUUUAUUUUAAUUUUAAGAGGACCUUACAAGCUUCUCCAUAUCAGAUCAGUGUUCUAUGUAGCUUUUGAAAAAGGUGAACUUUGA